Molecule: messenger RNA, 1793 nt
Organism: Medicago truncatula (barrel medic)
Lineage: Eukaryota; Viridiplantae; Streptophyta; Magnoliopsida; Fabales; Fabaceae
Product: protein FLX-like 2
Exons: 6
Coding region: 166-1461 (431 amino acids)
Source: RefSeq, a predicted model, not a curated record
AUUAUUUAAGGAGAAGAAGAAAGUAUGUCCCAACGCUUUUACUCACAUACGUAAUUUUUUCGCAGUGUAUCAAUUUUCUUCCUCUUCAACCUCCACACUUCAAAUUAGGGUUUUCAAUUUCUCAAUUUCAUCGAUCCACAUUCUUCUACGGUCUACGCUAUCGCGAUGGGAAGCAAAGGCCGCAUGCCACCACCACAGCAUCUCCGGCGACCGCAUCCGCUGGGUCCUGUUAUGCUUCACCACGAACCACCAGGUCCUGUAAUGCACCACGGGCUUCCUCCCGGUCCAUUUGACCUUAUGCCACCACCACAAGUGAUGGAACAGAAACUGGCGUCACAGCACGGUGAAAUGCAGCGGUUGGCUACUGAGAAUCAGAGACUCGCUGCCACACACGGUGUUUUAAGACAGGAGCUUGCAGGGGCACAGCAUGAGCUGCAGAUGCUUCACGCGCAUGUUGGGUCACUUAAGGCGGAUAGGGAGCAGCAAAUGAGGGGGGUGAUCGAUAAGAUUGCAAAGAUGGAGGCGGAGUUGAAGAAGGCUGAACCGUUGAAGAUGGAGCUGCAGCAGGCGCGUGGGGAGGCUCAAAAUUUGGUGGUUGCGAGGGAUGAGCUUAUGGCGAAAGCUCAACAUUUAAAUCAGGAGAUUCAGAGGGUUCAUGCUGAUGUGCAGCAGAUUCCUGCUCUUAUAUCGGAGCUUGAUCGUCUUAGACAGGAGUAUCAGCACUGCAGGGCCACUUAUGACUAUGAAAAGAAAUUAUACAAUGACCACCUUGAGUCACUUCAGGUGAUGGAAAAGAACUAUGUUUCUAUGAGUAGGGAAGUGGAGAAACUUCGAGCAGAGCUUACAAACACGGCUAACAUUGAUCGAAUUAGUGGGCCAUAUGGUGGCACCUCUGCAACUAAUAAUAACGAGGCUUCUGGUCUUCCUGUUGGACAAAAUGCAUAUGAAGAUGGUUAUGCUGCUGCGCAGGGACGUGGUUCUCAACCUACUGCUAGUGGUGGCGGCGGCAGUGCUACUACAACUGCUCCUGCUGGAGCUCAACCUGGUCCAGCUUCUGCUGGGACUGGUUAUGAGGCUCCCAGAGGAGGGCCCGGUUACAUUGCAUCAGCAGGGCCUACUUACAGCACACAGAGCGCUUCUACUUAUGACCCACAGAGGUCGACUGGUUACGAUGCAUUUAGAGGAUCUGCUUACGAUACAAUGAGAGGACAAAUGUUUGACGCUCAAAGAACGGGCUAUGAUCCACAAAGAGGUAUGGGUUAUGAAGCACAGAGAGGACCUGCUUAUGAUCCAUCAAGAGCAGCAGCUGGCUAUGAUGCACAAUCAAGAGGUGUUGCUGGUCCACAGGGACAAGUUCCUCCGAUGAACAUCAUGCAGUAUGGGUCCACUACACCUCCUACUCGUAAUGUAGGCGGUGGUGGAUACGAUGCUGCUCGAGGUGUAAACCCUGCUAGGAGAUGAGAUUGAGUUUUGAAAUGCCAUGCCAAUCAUAUAUAUGGUCACUCAAGUCAGAUAGGAUCUGAAUGUGUGGAUCUUUCUGUCUAGUGCUACUUGAGAGUAAAUCUCAUGAAAGUAUCAAUCGACAUCUAUCUUUGUGUGUGAAGCAAUCAACACCUAUGUAUUUCUAUAUCUUCCUUUUAACUUGUAAUUUAUAUAAUUUCGGAAGACGUGUAACUCCUAUAUUAAAGAAAAUGAUUGAUCUUAUGCAAAUUAAUUAACUUCUCCUUCCAACUAGAGACUCCUAAGAUUUGGAUCCACUUUUGCCAUCAUAUAUUCGACAAUUUUGUUAAUAA